AUGUCACCGCCACCACCACCACAAAAAAUCCCCAACCGCUUCAUCGUCCACGUCACCCUAUUCUUCGCGCCCGAACACGUCCCCCUCGCACUGGACGCGUGCCGGACCCUCUUCGCCGAGGCGUGGAAGGACCCGCGCCUCGAUUUCUGCCAGGUCGUGCAGGACGCGGACGAGCCGGGCACGAUUCGGAUCCAGGAGGGGUGGAACGCGUCGAGGCGGUAUUUGGAUGAGGUUCAACUGCACAAGCCGUAUUACAUUCCCUAUCUGCAAGCCACGGAGCAUCUCUGGAUCAAACCGCGAGUCAUCGAGAUUUUCCACCGCUUGUCCGAGUGGACGUGGAUCAAGCCGUCGUUUGAAAAGGAUUUUGGGGACGGUUCUUCAUCGUCGGUCGACGUCCCUGAAUCGAGUGUUGACAAGAGAUUGGAAUGA
Fonsecaea nubica is the source of this 429-nucleotide messenger RNA. RefSeq lists its product as hypothetical. The record is from RefSeq and is a predicted model, not a curated record. Bases 1 to 429 code for a protein of 142 amino acids. NCBI's taxonomy places the organism in Eukaryota, Fungi, Ascomycota, Eurotiomycetes, Chaetothyriales, Herpotrichiellaceae. The transcript has 3 exons.